AUGUGGUAUUGGAAAAUGAUGCUGAGAGUGAGUUGGAUAGAACAUUGUACCAACGAAAGCAUACUCAAUGAAAUAGAUGAAGGCAGAGAGAUACUCAAAACCAUCAGAGCAAGACGAUGGAACAUCAUUGGUCAUAUAUUGAGGCAUGAAAAUGAGCUUAUCUAUAGAAUAAUAGAAGGUAAAAGGGGCUAAGGACGUCCAAGGACAUCAUUUGUUAAACAAAUGAUUUUCGAUAUUAAGCUACGCUGAACUGAAGAGGUUAGCUGGGGAUAGGGAAGAGUGGAGAGAACAUGUCCAACUGCAAAACCAACCUGAAGGGUUGAAUACCAAGAGAGAUAGAAUUUGAUAAUUAUGUUUGGAUGUAUCAAUUGUCCCUUCGUUUUCAUGUUAACCAAUGAAGAACACAUUUGUUCAGAAUAAACUCGUCAUGUUACAAAAGCUGACUUACAAGUAUUGCAAUCACCAAUGUACCUCAACAUUUGUUUAGAUAAAUACCAUAUAAAAGUAAUUAAUUGAUUUUUAAUAUUUAAUAAUAUUUUACAUAUAAUAAUUAAUGGUAAAUGUAUCAUAAUAUUUUGUUACAUAACAGUUAAAUAAUAUAUUAGACAAUCUAUUACUUCAGCUUUUGUAUAAUUGUAUUUAACAACUUUAUCAAAUUCCCAAUCUUUCAUUAAUUAUUUUAUUUAAUUUUUACUUUUAAGUUUUUAAUUACAUUUGACUUUUUGGUUUAUAGGUGCCUUUUUCCAUAUGGACCUAGUCACACCUGCAUGUCAAUUAUAUUUACUGAGCAAAUAAUAUUUUUUAAUCUAUGAACAAUAUCCUUUGAUUUUAUUAUUGGUCAUUCCGAGAAUGUUUUUCACAAAUAACUUCGUUAGCACUAAAAUGAUCUAUCCCUAAAGAUUGUAGUCAUUUCUCCUUUAAAUGUUUAUUUUUAAGGAUAUUAAAAAUGGAGAGUUUCUCUGAGUUGUCACAAUGAAAGUAACAAAUUACUACUUUAGUUAAAAUAAGAUACAUUAAAAAUCAAAUACCUAUGUAUAAAAUGGAUUUAUAGUUGCCACUAGACAACAUAGACAAGUAUACUAGAUAGUAGACAGUAUUACGCAGUUUGCAAUGUUUGUAUCAAAUUGUGUUAGAAUUAUCGAUUACUAAUAUAAAUCUAUAUAACAUAAAUAAAACAAUAAUAUUAUUAUAUAAUAAUCCAACCUUAGUAAUUUAAAUGAUUUUUCGGCGGGGUGUUCCUAACCUCAAAAUAAGUUUACCCAGCAGCGCUUUUACGGCAACACGGGAAACGUUUUUUCCUUAUUAAACGGAAAUAUUGUAAUGGAUGGUAGGGUAGGAAGUUGUUUGACCUUAUCUUCUAAGACCAUGAUAAGGUUUAUCGUUAAAACUUAAUCCUUGUAUCAUCGAUAAUUUAGAAUUGAACUGAUAAGGAAUAACACACAUCCGUGAGCCGUGAAUUGUAUUGAAUCAGCGAUAACACUGAAUCAUUGAAUCACUAAAUUAUACCACAUUGAUUCAAUUCACUCAGUUCACUUCAAUACUAUAUUAAUAAUAUGUUUAUGAUUCACCUUCAUCUAUAAUUUUCAACUACACUAUUACAGUCACGAACUACCCAUGACCACUGAACUAUAUACUAUGGAAAGCACACAGUGCAAACAAAUUGAGUGGCAUGAAAGUCCGCCAUUGUGAAUCCGUUUCAAUUAUUUCCGAUAUUGUUCGUACCGUGACUAACUUCUUUAGUGGUUUUCGAUGUUGGCUUUUGACUUUACAUUGAUAACAUUAAUUUUUUGUUACCGGUGAUAAAAGAUAAUAAAACGAAAAACAAAAUUGUAUGGUAUGCGAACUACUUUACACUAUGUGCCUGAAGUCAGAAACCAUCUUCGAAAACCACUAAAUGAAGUUAGUCAUGGCAUCGGAAAUAAUUGAAACGGAAUUACAUUCGCCUGUUAAGCCGCUCACUUUUAUUAUAUGGUAAAUAUGCAUUAUACAACUUCCAUGGUAUAUAGUCCAAUACCCAUGAUCCGCCGUUACAUAUUACACAAUCAUUUUAAUGUGAAUGUGAAAUGUGGUAUAUAGUGUAGAAUUUCGAUCUAGAAUUGCCUUUUAUAAAUAUUACCUAUCUAAUUAUUUUUACGAUAGUAAUAUUAAUUUUAAUUGUAUUUAUAAAAUUCUGUGAUAUUCUUAAAAUACAAACAUUUUAUUCUUUGUGUAUUUUUAGAUAUUUUAUACAUAAGUAUUAAAAUGCCGAAGUCGAACAAGAUGGAUGGUAAAUAUAAAUCAGAUUAAAUUACCUGAGAUGUAUCAAUAUAGUUUAGGGUUAGAUACAAGUCAUGUUAUAAUAUUUUAGUGUUUUUGAAAAACCUUUUUUUUUUUCUAAAGAAAAUUCAACUUUAUAAUGUCACGUUAUGUUAAUGAAACAAUUUAAUUGUCCAUUUAUUGUCGGUAAUCAGUAUUGACAUGUUAUAUAGGCAUACACUUUUAGUUGAAAAUAGUACAACUAUAAAUUUUUUUUUAUCUAAAAAAUAUUUUAUGGUGCCAAGUGUCAAAAUACUAAGGGCAAUAACUUACUACUUAAAUUUGAUUCUGGUAGUACUAUAAAAUCUUAAUAAGCCUAUAACAAUUCAAAUUUAAAUUGAAUAAUUGAUUAUACAUACUAUGUAUAAAUAAAGUAGAAUAUAAAUUAAUAUUUCAUUGCAAAAUUCCAUGAUAUUUUUAUUAUAGUUUGGUUGAACUAUAUUGAGGCAUAUCUAUAAUAUUGGAUUGAAAUAUUACCUAAUACCUACUAUACACACUAUACUUGUAUGUUUUAACUUAAUACUUAUAUAUAAUAGUAUAUUAUAUAGUAAACCUAUACAUUUUACAGAAGAGGUUAUUGCUCGCAAGCUUCUCAAUGAUGGAGAUGGAAUUGGUGAUGACAGACGUUUAAAUUUGUUGUUGAAAUCAUUUUUAAAAUGGUGUGAUACUGAUUAUAACAAUCUCGUUGAAAGGUACAAAUAAUAAUUUUUAAUAUUUCAAUAGGGAUUUCAUUCUUGAAUAUCUGUAAUAUAAUCCAAUAUAGCGGAAGUAUGCUAAAAUAUUCUUCAAUACGUACCAUAAGUUAAAAUAUGCACUCAUAUGUAAAAAAAAACUCUUUAUAAAUAAAUUUUACAGGUUAUUUAUGUGGUAUAAACGGAUCUGUUACAAAACAUUAUCAAUAUAUAAUUAUAAGAUAGACAUGGUAAUGAAAUACAGUAGAAUGACAAUAAUAAUAUUAAGUAUACAGUAAUAAUAAUAGCAAUAGUAAAUACAAAUAAGUAACGCCAAUACUAGAGUUAUAAUAAGAUAAGCAUAAUUAUGAGUUAUAAAGUAGAUACUUACCAUACAACUUAAAAGAGUGUGGGUUUGGUGAGUUAUACAAAUCAUUUCCAGGUUAAUAACCAUUUGCAUAAUUCUAUCAUAGGAAGUGUUACUUGCGUGGCUGGUUACUUGCAGGCUUAAAUGAAAUAGGUUUUUGAAACGCAAAUAUUUCUUACUCUCAUUAAAAAACAUAAGUUUCUUAAAAAUAUGUUAUUGCAUACAAAUUUGGACUCUAGUUAUCAGAAACUCUUUUACAAAUGCUUGUUUUAAGAAAGACUUCAUCUUAAAGAUAUCAUUAAUAAAAAUUAAACAUUUAAAAAUAUUAUGGUUAUUUUUAAAAUUGCACAUUUCACAACCCCCACCCUGUAUAAAUAGUCACAAUAUUUGAUAAACUAUCUAGACUUUAUCAUUAAAAUAAAAUAUCAAUUAAAUGAUUAAUAGACAAUAAUUAACAAUAAAUUAAAUAUAAUUUAUUAUAUUUCUGUGAAAAAAACUUAUUCAAUAUGUGUACAUGAUAAAAAGUAGUUUGUAUAUUGUAGUUAAUUUUAUUAUAAUUUAGAAUUAUUCCUAUUAUUAUAUUUAAUUUAUUUGUUUUGUUUAUUUUAGUGAUAUAGCUCAAGAGAAAAUAAUCAAUCAUCUUAAUUUAUGUGAACAUGCUAUGAAAAAAUCUAAAGGGAUUUCUGAAAGGCAUGACAAAGAGAUAGAAACCUAUGAAAAUAUCUCUAAGGAAAUUGAUCUUGAAACAGCAAAUAUACUUUCUAAUAUCAAUGAAACAAAGGCAGUAUUAAAAGAAGUAAAAACUAAUAAACGAAAUAAAAUGGAGUGUGAUCUACUUAUUCAGCACAUUAAUAAAUUUCAACCAAGAGCUAAAAGUGCUAAAUGUCUUGAAGAAUUAACUAAUGAGGUCCAGGAUUUGAUUGUAAAUAUAUUGAAUAAUUUUAACAACAUCAUAAGUAUGAAAUAUUAAAGUAUUUAUAACAAUAUGUAUUUAGGCCACAAAAGAUGAAAUAACUAAAAAAAUUGAUAAAUUAAAAAUUCCAUUGGAUAUAAUCUUAGAUUCAAUUAAUGUCUUAACUGAAUCGCUUGAAGAGACCAUUGAAAAUUCGUCAAUUGGCGAAAACAUGUCUUCUUAUGAACCAAUUGAUGAUGAUGAAGAUCUUGAAAUCCUGAAUAGGAAAUAUGAGGAACCUAUGUGA
Cinara cedri is the source of this 4532-nucleotide messenger RNA. NCBI's taxonomy places the organism in Eukaryota, Metazoa, Arthropoda, Insecta, Hemiptera, Aphididae. The record is from the annotation of a GenBank genome assembly.